AUUGCUCAAAUGAACGCGUCCUGCAUCUUAAUAAUGUAUCUAAGGUCGUGCGUGGUUAUUAAAAAAGGGUAGGACGAUAGCACGACCAAGUCAGAACGUAUUCAGACAUGGCGAGGAGCAUUGGCAGCAUUCUUUUACUAACGUUCGCACUGUCGUUUGUACGGGCAGACGAAUACGAGCAACGAUGGAACACGCCACCACAACUAACACCCGAAUCAGUCAUCAAGAUGUUAGAUAAUAAGGAACCACAGACACGUCUCCUCUCUCUUAUCCCCGUCACGGCGACUGUCAGUUUAAACGCAGGGAAUAAUAAUGCGCACUCUGUCAGCCUGGGUGCGAAUCUCGAUGGUAUUAGCCUUUCGGAAAGUAACAGUUACAAUCAUCCUACGGGGUACGGGAUUGAUGGUUCUUCCGUUUCCGCAAGCAAAUCGACGACUGUUUCUGCGGGAUUAUCAGGAAUUUCUAGCGCAGCCGCGGGAGCUUAUAGCAAAGGUAAUAAUGUCAAGACCGAAAGCCAUUCGUUUAGCUUUGGUCAAGCAACUGCCGCUUCUUUCGGAGCGAUCGAAAGUGGACAAGCAAUUACCGGCGCUGCAUCUUCCGCUGGUACCUCGCAAUCCUCUACAACUGGUAGACAAUUUUCACAAGCUGCGGCCGUUAAUGCACGACAUCCCUGUUGGCCGACAUGGAGGAACGUUGAUCCAAGCAAUGGCUUCAGUGAUCAGCGUUUCAAUCGACCAACAGUGACUAUUACAAAACCGUGCGAUGAAACACGGCCGACAUUGAAUAUCUAUGCACCUGGCACAUCCAGACACGAACAAAAACCAACAAUUCACAUCUAUAAAUGGCAACCGAAUCAUAGGGUUUCCCGACCAGAUUUUUUUAUUGAACAUCGGCUACGCGAUUCUAAGAACAAUCGAAAUCAUGGGUCGACGAGUCUUCAAAUUGAAAGUAAAGAUUCCAAACGAGAAUAUUCUGAUAGAGAUUUGAUCUCUGAUCUCGCGGAAACUGUCGGUGAACUGUUUGACAUUGUAUAAUGACUUAAAGAUAAAAAUCGCAUUACGUUUUCCUGUUAUUGUUAAAUUAAAUUAUCUGGUGUUCAUUUUUUUUAAUGUACAUGGUAUUAUUGCUUGUAAAAUGAAUAAAAAUAAUUAAAAUUUACGUAAAUAAUUCCGCAGUAGAUUAAAUUUAGAUGUAUUAUUAAGUUUCAAUAAUUAUAGAUUAAUCGUCCCUAUAGGUCAAGAUUCAUAUAAUCUUAAACUCAUCGCGACAUCUUUGAAAUAAGCAAACGGUCUAAAUAACUUAGGGAAUAAGCAAAGUCUGUCUUAUCGACAAUUUUUACCAAUCAUUUUUAGCAAUAAUAUCAGCAGACGGUACGUGAGUUAGAAUGAGAAGUGAAUUAGAUAUAAUAAUAUUAAUUAUUCAAAUUGGUUUUUCUUUGUCAUUUCAACAAAAAAAUUAAUAUUCUUUCGAAUAAGUCUUAAGUAAAAAAAUAAUUGUGAUUAUAAUAUAUUACAAAAACUUUUCUAACUAGCAAGGAUUUGUAACAUUUAUAUUCAAGAAAGUCUUUAAAUGCAUAAGCUUUUUAAAUAAUAAAUAAAAAAAUAUUUCUUAUUUAUUUCUCCAAUUGUUCAUUAAUUAAGAUAAUUUUAUGUUUAAGUUAACUUUUUGAUAAAUUACAAUGACGUAGUAGCUGUUUCUUUACUCAUAUACGUCAUCAAAAUGAAGAUAUUAUCAAUUAAUCAUAUACAGAUAUUAAAAAUAGCUUACUUUUCCAUUAAUUCGAUUUCUCGGAAAUUUUGCGCGAAGAAAAAACGUUGUAAUGCAUGUAGAUAGAAAGAUUUGUAAUAAAUAAAAAACAAAUCAAAGUA
Molecule: messenger RNA, 1868 nt
Organism: Monomorium pharaonis (pharaoh ant)
Lineage: Eukaryota; Metazoa; Arthropoda; Insecta; Hymenoptera; Formicidae
Exons: 4
Coding region: 108-1034 (308 amino acids)
Source: RefSeq, a predicted model, not a curated record